AAGAGCCAGAGAAGGAGGGGUGAAGACAAAUGUAACUGUCUCUGUAGCUCUGCCACAGUGUAUUACAGAACAAAAACAAACCCAGACCGUUUAAGAGAUGCACGGCUUGUGAAUUCUCCUGUCAUGCAGGUGUACACAGCUGAGAGAGACACACCAGGGAAGACAGAGGAUAAGGAACUAAGUGGAAGUGUUCAUCACGGUAUGCAUUAAGGAAGGGGAUUUGUUUGUUUCUUGAUCAUACAUCCACUGGACUGAGGAAGUAUACAGUGAGGAGUCAUCAUUUGGGGGGUUGUUCGCUCUUUUAGGAUGCGCUCUCUCUGCUGUACCUCACAUCUGCCCUGGCCACCCUUUCUUUGGGAUGUAGUGAAGAUUGAUGCUUCAUACAGGCUUUUCCCCUAAACAUUUGCUGACUCUGGAAACCUGGCAUCAUGCCAGUGAUGAAGGGGCUGCUCGCACCCCAGAACACCUUCCUGGACACCAUUGCAACUCGUUUCGAUGGCACUCACAGCAACUUCCUCCUUGGGAAUGCUCAGGGUCACCGUGGCUAUCCCAUUGUAUACUGUUCCGAUGGAUUCUGUGAGUUGACGGGAUUUGGACGAACAGAGGUGAUGCAGAAGAACUGCAGCUGUCAUUUCCUACAUGGCUUGGGCACUAGUGAGCAGGUUACUCAGAGUGUGGAGAAAGCUCUAGAGGGCAAGGAGGAGUACCAGGCUGAGGUGCAGUUCUACAAGAAGAAUGGAAGUUUGUUCUGGUGUCUGUUGGACAUCGUGCCCAUUAAGAAUGAGAAGGGGGAGAUGGUACUUUUUCUCUUUUCAUUCAAGGAUAUCACAGAAACAUAUGGCAAGAGCCAUCACAGCAGCAGAACUGAUGAUAAUAAGCCAUUCAACAGGACCACUGGAAACUCUCAUAUCAGUAAAGCCAGAAGGAGGGGUCGCACCAUGAUUUACCAGCUAACCAGCCAGUUUACCGGUGACAGCAAAAAUGACGUCAGCCUAAGUCAGGAAAUAUUUGAAAAACCGUCCCUGCCUGAGUACAAAGUGGCAGCAGUCCAGAAGUCUCGAUUCAUCCUGCUGCAUUACAGUGUGUCCAAGGCAUUGUGGGAUUGGAUGAUUCUGCUGGCUACAUUCUAUGUUGCUGUGACCGUGCCGUACAAUGUGUGUUUCACUCCGUACAGCGAUCUGGAGACUGCAGGGAGGAGCACCAUAGUGAGCGACAUCGCAGUGGAAAUGCUUUUUAUUCUGGACAUCAUUAUUAACUUUCGCACCACCUACGUGAGUCAGUCAGGGCAGGUGGUGUACGAGCCUCGCUCCAUCUGUCUACAUUAUGCUACCACGUGGUUCUUUGUGGAUCUGGUGGCCGCGCUGCCCUUUGACCUGCUCUAUGCAUUUAACGUUACUGUUACAUCUCUAGUGCACCUGCUGAAAACUGUGCGAUUGUUGCGUCUGUUAAGACUGCUGCAGAAGUUGGACAGGUAUUCGCAGUACAGCGCCAUGGUGCUAACACUACUCAUGUCGAUGUUCGCUCUGCUGGCUCACUGGAUGGCCUGCAUCUGGUAUAUCAUCGGGCGCAAAGAGAUGGAGAUCAAUUCCAAUGGAGUCUGGGACAUUGGUUGGCUGCAUGAGUUGGGCAGACGUUUAGACAAGCCCUAUCUGAACAGUACAGUUGGUGGUCCUUCAGUUCGCAGUGCCUACAUCGCCUCGUUGUAUUUCACCUUGAGCAGUCUGACCAGUGUGGGCUUUGGCAAUGUGUGUGCCAACACUGAUGCUGAGAAGAUCUUUUCUGUUUGUACUAUGCUCAUUGGAGCUCUCAUGCACGCUGUGGUGUUUGGGAAUGUGACAGCCAUCAUCCAGCGCAUGUACUCACGUCGCUCACAAUAUCACACGCGCAUGAAAGAUCUGAAGGACUUCAUUCGUGUUCACCGCCUGCCACGGCAGCUGAAACAACGCAUGCUGGAAUAUUUCCAGACCACCUGGUCUGUAAAUAAUGGCAUUGAUGUUAAUGAGCUCUUGCGGGACUUUCCUGAUGAGUUACGUGCUGACAUAGCCAUGCACUUAAACAAAGACAUCCUGCAACUGCCUGUGUUUGAGGGGGCUAGUAGGGGUUGCCUGCGUUCUCUCUCCCUCCACAUCAAAACCUCUUUCUGCACGCCGGGAGAAUAUCUCAUCAGACAGGGGGACGCAUUGCAGGCCAACUACUUUGUCUGUUCUGGGUCACUGGAGGUUCUAAAGGACAACAUGGUCUUAGCUAUUCUGGGAAAAGGAGAUCUGAUUGGCUCAGACCUGCCAAGUCAGAAUCAUGUGAUCAAGACAAAUGCAGAUGUGAAGGCAUUGACAUAUUGUGACCUGCAGUACAUCAGUGUGAAAGGUUUAAGUGAUGUGCUUGAACUAUAUCCUGAGUAUGCCAGCAUCUUCACUACCGACAUCCACUGUAACCUCACAUAUAAUCUGAGAGAGGGCAGUGAGACUGAGAACUACCCAGAUUCCUGUGCAUCAACUGAGAAUAAGCGUCCAUCCAUUGUAGAAAAGGCUGAUGAUGCAAACAAGUACUUCCACAUCCCACCUUCUUCCAAUACAUGCCGAAAUCUUCUUCUGCCAAAUCUAGUCAGCCCAGUGCGACGUACAUCCUUGGGGAACCUUUUAGGGGAGGAGUUACUGCAAUUCAAUGCCCUGAGACAUUGCCGUUCACCCGUCAGGGGUUGGAGUCCAAACCCCUCCCCUAAACCACAGACCAAAGUACAGAAACAAACCUAUCCACCCUCAUCUACACCUAAACCCAGCCAUAGGACACAGAUAGAUUCUGAAGGUACAGGACGCAAACCAGCCAAACUGCUCAUCCCCACUUUCAACUGCUUUGGACCACCAGAUCUUAGUCCAAGAGUUGUAGAUGGUAUAGAGGACAACGGACAUGCAUUUCAUUUCAAUGUGGAGGACAAAACUGCCAAAACAGUGACAUCAUUGGGUGAUAAGACACUGGACGGAUCUGGUCAGGUGAAUGCUUCACUGCUUCAGGAGACAAAAGAAGUGAGAGAGACCAUUACCCAACUCAACAAGAAGAUGGGCAAUCUGAAAGAGGAAGUGUCACUUCUAACAAAGGAUCUGCAUCACAUAAUGCACCUGCUGCAAGCACAGAUGGCCGUUCGUCAGUACGCAGCUCCUAUGUCUUCCUGUCCCUAUGGACACAUGAUGUCCAAUUCUUCUGUCAGUUUGUCUCCGGCCUACAUCUUGGGUUCUAGCAUCCACAUGCAGCACAAAGACCAUGCUGUCCCUGAGAGUCACCUGGGGUCCACAUCAUGGAGUCAUAGCAGGGCUGGUGGUGGAUCUGGUUUUGCUCAGCACACUGAGAAACAGGGACACUUGCACCAGCAUGAGUCUAAUCAACACUGUCCCGUCACAGCAAAUGACCCCUGUUCCCAUGACUGGAGCUCCAUCCACUCCUCAACCAGCCAACAUCACUUCUCUACUGGAUCCACUCUCCUUAGCAUCAGCCCAGGAACCCAUGGGCCAAAACCUGGAGAAGGCCCCCGAGCAGAGGGCUUAUCACUGGGCGUUUGUGCUGGAGCUCAUGCCAAUAUCAGCCAAUCGCAGCCUGUUUUGCACCCAUUUCUUUCACAAAACUUGGGCGGUGCCUCUUUCUCCUGCAAGGUCACACCUAGCUCAUAUUCACACCUACACCUUUCCACAGAACCAGCGUUUUCCUACUCCACUCCAACCCUAGGUGAGGUGAUCAUGACUCCAGAAGUGGCCCUCAAUCAGAACCAAAAUGUGGUUCCUUCCACUUCCCUACCAGAGAAUUAUCCACCUUCUCCAAAGGAAUCGGGUGUUCACUGUUCUCUUGGGGAGUCAUCUGAGAUAGAGCACACCAGUCAGGAGUGCCUACUGGGUAAUCAAAGGCUGGGCGAAGACGGUGAGAUAUCAGAGAGCAGGUCUAGUGGAUCCAGUGCAGGACUUCAAAGCCAAUCAGAGAGCACAGAGACCACAUGGUGCUUGGAUUUGAUAGAAUGAUAUAGGAAAGACUAAAAUCAAGACAAUGGAAACAGAUUCUGCAGCCAAAAUUUCAGUUUGAAUUUCCAUUGACACAACAGUCCUUUCAUUGUGAAUUUCAUAACUUCAUGAGUAUGAUUAAUGGGAACUAGCAGCACAGCAAUUAAGCUUUUCCUGUUGUACUGCAGAAAAAGGCAGUUCUGGUGUUGUUGAAAAUUUGGCUCCGCACUAGCCUCUAAAACCUGCUGGUCUUAAACAUAAAAACCACAAAAUAUCAGAAUCUGGGGGCCGGAUGUUCUUUCCAAAAACUUGGUUCCUGGUAUUCCAUCAUUUUUUUUCAAAAACUGUAAAACUAUGCAAAGGCACAUGUGAAUUAUGUCAUUAAAUGGAGAGCAACUCUACUAAAAAAUGGACUGUUUUAUCUAGGUGUUCAUGAGUAAAGUAAACUAAACUUGUUAGUUUGUUACUGUGGACAUCAGCUGUAAUUUUAAAGACAUUACAAAGAAUCACUUUUAUUGAACUAUGAUUUAGAUGGUAGUU
Rhinichthys klamathensis goyatoka is the source of this 4520-nucleotide messenger RNA. It is a transcript of the gene kcnh4b, whose product is annotated as potassium voltage-gated channel, subfamily H (eag-related), member 4b. Gene Ontology annotation, biological process: potassium ion transmembrane transport; regulation of membrane potential. Lineage: Eukaryota; Metazoa; Chordata; Actinopteri; Cypriniformes; Leuciscidae. The transcript has 17 exons. The record is from RefSeq and is a predicted model, not a curated record. Bases 429 to 4001 code for a protein of 1190 amino acids. Gene Ontology annotation, molecular function: voltage-gated potassium channel activity. Gene Ontology annotation, cellular component: membrane.